Messenger RNA from Onthophagus taurus, 1317 nucleotides. Its product is annotated as low density lipoprotein receptor adapter protein 1-A. NCBI's taxonomy places the organism in Eukaryota, Metazoa, Arthropoda, Insecta, Coleoptera, Scarabaeidae. The record is from RefSeq and is a predicted model, not a curated record.
UUCAUGUUAUUUCAAAAUUUUUAACCUUAUCUUGUCUGUUUAUUUACGUUUUAAAGUUAACAAAACGUAAUAAUCUCAAUUAAAAGCGAUUUGCAAUCAUCGCAACGCAAUAAUAUAAUAAUAAAAUCAAAUUGUAAUUUCGCAAAUCCUCUUCGGCGCCAAAACCGGAAGCGAAAUCGCGUAAAGAUUGCGUCAGAUAUCGAAUCGCACUUCUUUCUUCUCUUUAUUUUUCGUGUGCGAGUCCGAAGGUUUUGCUUUGCUCCCCAUUGAAGCAACAAACGCUCUUCGAGAGCCGAUCGAAACGGAUCGAAACGAGACGCCAAGGCGAAUUAAAAUCAUUGCUCGAAGUGAAAAUCCACUCUCUUUUGAAUUUCAACGCAAACGAGAAGAUUUCUGUGGAAAUAAAUGGCUUUUUUAAAAGGAAUUUGGAAAGCGAAUCCCUCAAAACAUCAAAAAUUAUCAGAAGAAUUAGCCCUACAACAAACGAAAGAUGAAGAUAAUCGUUCAGAAACAAUCAGCGAAAACGAUUUGGUUACUUUCAAACUAAAAUAUUUAGGAUCAUACUCAUUAAACGAAUGUUUAACCGACAAUAAACCCCAAGAAGCAGUCAAAAACGUAUUAAAAUCGUUAAAAUCGCAAAAAAGGAAACCGGAAACGGUCGAUCUUACGAUAUCACCGAAAGGAAUUGUAAUCCACGAUUCUAAAGGUGACGAAAUUUUAACGAUUUCGAUUUAUAAAAUUUCAAAUUGUUGUACGGAUCGUUUAAAUCCGAGGAUAUUUUCGUUUUCCGCGACUACGAAUUCGAAUAAAAACGAAUUAAAACACGAGGAAGAUCGUGUGGAAUGUUACGUGUUUUGUUGCGGAAAAAGAAAAUUAACUGAAAAUGUUGCUUUAUCGAUAGCCAAAGCGUUUACGAAUGCUUUUGAAGAGUGGAGGAUUUUACCUACGACGAAACAGUUUCAAAAUGCGAUGGAAAGUAAUUAUAAAAAUGAAGUUAACGAUAAAAAUAAACUUGAACAAUUUGAGGAGGAGCAAUUAAUUCGAUUUGAAGAUGAAGAUUUGUUCUUUGAGGAUAUAAGAUCUGCGAGGAAUGAUAAAAUUCAACGUGAAUGGGUUUGUUUUGAAGAUGAAAGUGCUUUUAAACGUUAUUGAUUUUAAUUUAAUUAUUAUUUUAAGUUAAUUAUUUCAUCAUUUUUUCUUAUUAACAUCAAAAUACCUUAAUUUUAAUUCCAGGCGAGUUCUACUUCAUUUUAGUUUAAAUUAAGGUUAAUUUAGUUUACUUAAAAUGUACAGAAUAAAUAGGUUAUAUUAUUAUAA